Messenger RNA from Hirundo rustica (Barn swallow), 780 nucleotides. RefSeq names its product C-signal-like. The transcript is spliced from 6 exons. NCBI's taxonomy places the organism in Eukaryota, Metazoa, Chordata, Aves, Passeriformes, Hirundinidae. The record is from RefSeq and is a predicted model, not a curated record. The coding region runs from base 1 to 780 and encodes 259 amino acids.
AUGGCAGAGCUCUGUGUCCGCUCCGUUCUGGUGACUGGGGCCAACCGGGGUCUCGGUCUGGGGUUUGUCCAGCAUUUCCUGAGGAUGCCAAAGCCACCACAGUGGAUCUUUGCAGGCUGUCGGGACCCCAAGGGACAGAGAGCGCAGGAGUUACAGAAUUUGGCCUCCAAGCACCCCAACAUCAUCAUCAUCCCGCUCGAAGUCGCCGACCCCAGCAGCAUCAAGGCGGCUGCAGCCAAGGUUGGGGAGCACCUGGGGAACUCUGGGCUGAACCUCCUCAUCAACAAUGCUGGAAUUGCAAAGGCAACCUCCCUUGAUAAUGAAACACUGGAGAAUAUGAGCCAGAUUUACACCACCAACACAAUUGGGCCCCUGCUGAUGGGCCAGGCAUUCCUGCCCUUGCUGAAGAAGGCUGCCCAGGGGAGCCCAGGCUCAGGGCUGAGCUGCAGCAAGGCUGCCAUCAUCAACAUGUCCAGCUAUGCAGGCUCCAUUCAGGAUAUGUAUGUAUGGAAUUUCGGACAAGUUGUCUCGUACCGCUGCAGCAAGGCUGCUCUGAACAUGCUGAGCAAGUGCCAGUCCCUGGCGUACAAGGAGCACGGCAUCCUCUGCGUCGCUCUCCACCCCGGCUGGGUGCAAACCGACAUGGGGGGCACAGGAUCAUAUAAGCCUCCCCUGACAGUGGAUGACAGCGUGCAAGGGAUGCUGAAGGUGCUGUCCUCCAUCUCUGAGAAGGAGACUGGGACCUUCUUGGACUGGGAAGGGAAGGUCAUACCCUGGUGA